Amphimedon queenslandica is the source of this 3487-nucleotide messenger RNA. RefSeq lists its product as uncharacterized. NCBI's taxonomy places the organism in Eukaryota, Metazoa, Porifera, Demospongiae, Haplosclerida, Niphatidae. Gene Ontology annotation, molecular function: transmembrane receptor protein tyrosine kinase activity; ATP binding. Gene Ontology annotation, biological process: protein phosphorylation; positive regulation of kinase activity; cell surface receptor protein tyrosine kinase signaling pathway. The transcript has 22 exons. Gene Ontology annotation, cellular component: plasma membrane; signaling receptor complex. The record is from RefSeq and is a predicted model, not a curated record. The coding region runs from base 215 to 3391 and encodes 1058 amino acids.
CUGUGCUAUAGUACAGGGAUUUUGACCAAAUUUUGUCAAAACUAAAAAGUAGAGAAUUUUUCAACCAAUUAACCCACAAUUAGCUAACAAGUAAUAAAGACAUAGUCUGUUUAUAGUUUGUUUUGGCUGACACUUAAAGGAAUCACUGCAUCACAAAAAAUUAUAAAUAAUUUAGAUCUAACAGCUAAUCUUUAGUAUAAACGCAGCGUGAGAGAUGGCAGUCACUGAAUCACUAAUAUUAAUAAUAAUAUCUUCUUGCUUUCUAGUCCUAACUAAAGCUCAAACGUGUAAAUAUGAUGGAGAAGUCCAGUUAUCUGGAAUGGGCUUCAAUACUCCUGACAAAGGGAUUCUUUUUGUUUGUAAAAAUAAUAAAAAACAUUCUUUAUGCUCCACUGAACAUGACAAUAAUAAUGCACAAGCUGCUUGCAGACAACUUGGAUUCAUCGAAGGGAGAGUCGUUGAGUCUAAACGGAUAAAAUCAGGUAAAACCUUUUCCCCUCUCAUAUUCUUUUGCACUGGGACUGAGGACAGGAUGGCUAAUGGUGGCUGCCGAAAUGCAACUUUAAAUAAUUGUGAAUCAAAUCGAAAUUUUAUAAUACAGUGCUACAGCAGAUUCAUUUCUUUUCUAUCCUUUGAAAGUGAAACAGAUGCUAAUGAAGCCAAUCACAGCUUUGAGUUGCCUUUUCCAAUUCAAAUUGGAAAUUCAAACGUAUCAACAGCACGUAUAUAUAAUCAUGGAUUGAUAUCAUUUGGUGACUACCUUUUACAACCCAGUGAUCCAAACAUUGAUUCAUACAUUACGCUCCUUCCAUUCUUCUCUUGGGGCCAUCGGCUAACAUUUGGAGGAGCCCUUUACCAUACAGACGUAGAGUCAUACCCUUUCACAAUAGUCAAUAGGUUUAUUAGUAAUUCUACUGGAGAAAUGUUUGCUGCUUCAUUAAUACUGGUAGGACAGUGGAGAGGUGACUCGGGAUUAGAAUUUCAAGCAAUAGUUGCCAGCAAUGAGACGACUACUCGUGUCAUUUUUACUUACCUGUGUGUGUCUAAGUUGAUACCUCAAAAAGCUGAUAUUGGAUUCAAUGUGCCAAAUUAUGAGUCAAAGCAUUUCAGAUAUUCUGACACUCCUUAUUCGCGUCAAAUCGGCUGCAUAAACAAGCCAGUUGAUGUGGACUAUUUCAAUCUACUGUACACUCUAACUGAGAGAACUAGUAAUGGCUCUCAAGGUGUGAAUCCAGUAAGAAUGUCAAACUGUAGUGAAGUGGGACUUCUUAGCGGCUGUUGCAGGCCAUUUCAAGAUCCGACUAAGUCAUGUCGAUCAAGAGGCGGUUGCUACUGUGACUCAUUAUGCUACAGGUAUAAUGACUGUUGCCCUGACGUUGGGAGAGAAGGACUUGAGAAACCAUGUCUACCAGUGUGUGAGAAUGGAACUGUCAAUAAAGAAGGCAACACUUAUUUUAACUCAGGAGUGUCCAGUAUAUGCGUCAAUGGAAUGCAGAGGUAUAUAGCCAGAAUGAAUGGUGGCGCUACUUUUCCAUCAAGAGGAGUGUUUUGCCAGCAGAUAAGAGAUCAAAUAAACGGAUCAACUAAUUUGGAGCGUCUAUCAGAGCAAACUUUAUCACAAUUUUUUGUUGAUCGAGACAACUUGAACUGUAAUGGUUUUGAGAAAACAAUAGCCCAGUGUCCUUUUCAAGAAUUACAGCCAAGACUUAGUCGUGAAGCAGCUGCCCUCAAGUGUCCAUCUUUAGAUACUGAGAGAUGCACGAAUGGUGAAGUUAUGUUAGAAGAUAGUACAAGUUCUUCAAAAGGUUUUCUACACAUUUGUGUCCUGAACAAAUGGAGAGCUGUUUGUACCAGUAUUCAAGUUAAUGCUGCUAGAGUAGUCUGUUCCCAUUUAUCAGGACACAAUAGCAAUAAUGCAGUAACAGUACAAACUUUACCAGUCAAUCAGCAGCCACCUGGCAUCACUUCAUUCAGCUGCAUCUCUUCUGCUACAUCACUCGCCAACUGUUCUUUUACAUUUGAUGAUUGUCAGCAACCAUUCGUUCAGGCUCGUAUUGACUGCAAUGAUCCCUCGGCUUCAAACAGACCCCCUCCUCCUACUCUGUCUGCUUCAACAAGGCGCCCUACGAUUAUGCCGUCUACUCCAAGUAUUUCUUCCUUGCUUCCAAGUCUUAGACCAACUGGUACUAGUAGUGAUGGUAAUGGAGAUCUUGUUGAAGUGGUAGGAUACAUUCUAGGGACUUUAGCUGGUGCAGUUAUCAUCAUAGUGGUUACUAUUUGUUUAUUUAUUGUUAUCAUGAAGAGGCAGAAUAAGAGAGAUCAGCAGCAGCUUGAACUGAAUGAGAUGAAUGAAAGUACUCUCCGAUAUGUUCGCAACUUUGUAAAGAUGACAUCCUCUGAUAAACUAUUCACAAGAGUUGAAACAAGCUUAAAACUAUUGGAAGAUUUCAAUUCAGCAGGUCUUAUCAUAGACAAUACUUCUCUAAGACUGUUAGACAGCAUUGGCCAAGGAGAGUUUGGGUUAGUGUAUAAAGCUCAUCUCUUUGAUGAUCAAGGAGCUCCUAUUGAUGUAGCUGUCAAAACACUAAAAGGGACGUAUGAUCAAAAUGAUAUCAAUAACCUUCUUUUGGAGAGUUUGAAAAUGAAAGAGCUGUCACAUCAGAAUGUGAUGAGUAUCAUUGGUGUCUGUCUGGAUGCUGGAACUGCUCCCUUCAUCAUACUACCAUACAUGUCAGGUGGCAGUCUGCAUUCUUAUCUGCAAAGGAACAGAAACUCAAUAAUUCUAACAGAUGAUGCAAUAGAUCCAGAGCAGAAGGUGGGGAUUCAACUUACAUCAAUCUGCCUCCAGAUAGCUAAAGGUAUGCAGUACAUAAGCUCAAAAGGUAUCAUACACAGAGACUUGGCAGCAAGGAACUGCAUGCUUGAUCAUAAUGGAAUUAUUAAAGUGGCUGAUUUUGGUUUGUCAAAGAGUCUCUACGAGAAAUUGUACUACAAGCAAGAGAAGGAUGAAACUGUCAAGCUGCCUGUGAAAUGGAUGGCAAUUGAAAGCAUCAAUGAUGGAAUAUUUUCUGAAAAAUCAGACGUUUGGUCCUUUGGAGUGACGUGUUGGGAGGUGUACAGUGGAGGUAAGGUCCCUUAUGGUGGGCUGAGUCCUAUGAGUAUACCCAAACUACUGGAGGAAGGACACAGGAUGAACAAACCAAACAAUAAUGCCUGCUGUGACAAUAUGUAUAAUGAAAUGAUGCUUCAGUGUUGGAAUGCAUCCCCUGAAGAGAGGCCAAGCUUUCUUAACCUGCUACAAAAGAUUGAGAGGAUUUUGAUGUCAAUGGCCAACUAUCUGGACAUUAAUCAAAUGUUCACUUUACAAGAAGAAGAAAGCACCGAAGCUUGAGUAUCAUGAAUAUUUGAAUGGUGACUCUUUGCAACAAGUGUUUUUAAUAUUGUGUGUAUGUUGUUUUGAAUCAAAAUUGAUUGGCACAAGAUCUAA